AUGCCGAUGCUAGCAGAUUGCAUCGUCUACCUCACGAUCGUCGACUCGCGAGACGUGAAGAUCGGCUGGCAGACCAAGCGAGCUCACGCACUACUGACAUUGCAAGAAUUGUUCGAGCCUGUGCAGGUGGACAAGGCUUUACACAGCUAUUUCAGAAGUUGGCAUCGCAUUUGCCGGAUCACUCACAGACCUUCAUUCAGUGUUUCCUCGAUGCCACAUCUCGCGUUGGUCGCGAUGAUCAUGUUGGGCACAAUGUACGCGCCGUGUGAAGAGAACCGAAAGAAGGCCACCACCGUGCUCGAUUACGCAGAAGACUACAUCUUCGCGCAUGAACCAUCGCCCCCACAUCCUUCCCAGGACGAUGCGAACCGCGUAGAUACCGUCAAGUCCUGCUUCCUGGAGGCUUCAUUCCUCAUGAUCGUCACCCAGUACUGGACGGGUGAUUCGGAAUCAAAGCGACGAGUAUCGACACUGCGAUUUGAUCGGACAGCAGAGAUAUCUCGCGAACAGAAUCUACUGCAAGCGGUCCACACAGCAGACGAUCGCGCAAGCCAACAAUUGUGGCUUGUGAAAGAAAGCUGGAUCAGGUUGCGACACGCCACAAUCGGAGGGGAUCUCGAGCAUAUUGCCGUCCCAGUUGAUCGCCCCGCGAAGACGUUCAUCCUGCUCGGCUGCGAGCACGGCUGCAAUGCCACCUAA
Fulvia fulva is the source of this 699-nucleotide messenger RNA. RefSeq lists its product as uncharacterized. Gene Ontology annotation, molecular function: zinc ion binding; DNA binding. The coding region runs from base 1 to 699 and encodes 232 amino acids. The transcript has 3 exons. Gene Ontology annotation, biological process: DNA-templated transcription. The record is from RefSeq and is a predicted model, not a curated record. Lineage: Eukaryota; Fungi; Ascomycota; Dothideomycetes; Mycosphaerellales; Mycosphaerellaceae.